Echinostoma caproni is the source of this 678-nucleotide messenger RNA. The record is from the annotation of a GenBank genome assembly. NCBI's taxonomy places the organism in Eukaryota, Metazoa, Platyhelminthes, Trematoda, Plagiorchiida, Echinostomatidae.
AUGAUGCAAACCAUGUUACACCGUUUCAGUACACAUCCCAAUCCAGCAAAACCGGUUAAACAGUCUACAUCUAAGGACACUGUUGCCGCAAGCAUCCGUGAAUUCCUGUACGACCCCGAUACAGGAACUAAAUUCGAUUCCUGGUUCAAACGUUGGGAAGACGUAUUCCGUUUUGAAUUCUCAGAUGCUGAUGAUGGUUGGAAGGCGCGACUACUGCUCCAUAAGCUGGGAACCAAAGAACAUGAUCGUUACACCAACAUGAUCCUGUUCAAACGUCUACGUGAUUUCACUUUCGAAGAAACGGUCCAACAACUUUCAGACAGGUUUAGUGAACAGGCGUCUUUGUUCAGUAUCCGGUACCGCUGCUUCAAAUUGGUGAAAAAUGAUACAGAUGACUAUCUGACACUAGCCAGCAUUAUGAAUCGGGUGUGCGAGAAAUUCAAGUUGCGUUCCAUGACUGAUGACCAAUUCAAAUGCCUGAUAUUUGUGUGCGCACUCCAGUUUCCCCUUGACGCAGAAAUCCGCACUAGUUUACUAAAUCGCAUCGAACAAGAUCCUAACAUCCAUCCACGGACAUUAACAGACAAAUGUCAGCGGCUCGAGAACCUCAAACAUGACUCAGCCAUCGUUGAGCAACGCAGCCCGGCUACAGCUUCAUCCAAUGUCCAUGCUGUCACA